AGUGCUCUGUGGGAUACUGGAAGUCUCGAGCGUCGGCUCCGGGUUCCCAGCCCUCCUCUGGCCCGCACUCAUAGAAACAUUCACACACCCCCUGCCUCCCCUCUCUUCCCUCUCCGCCUCCCCCUUCCCCCCCUCGCGAUAAGAAGACCCGGCGGCAGGAGAGGGGAUGAAGAUGGCGGACGCGAAGCAGAAGCGGAACGAGCAGCUGAAACGCUGGAUCGGCUCCGAGACGGACCUCGAGCCUCCGGUGGUGAAGCGCCAGAAGACCAAGGUGAAGUUCGACGAUGGCGCCGUCUUCCUGGCUGCUUGCUCCAGCGGCGACACGGACGAGGUCCUCAAGCUGCUGCACCGCGGCGCCGACAUCAAUUACGCCAAUGUGGACGGACUCACUGCCCUGCACCAGGCUUGCAUUGAUGACAAUGUUGAUAUGGUGAAGUUUCUGGUAGAAAAUGGAGCAAAUAUUAAUCAACCUGAUAAUGAAGGCUGGAUACCACUACAUGCAGCAGCUUCCUGUGGAUAUCUUGAUAUUGCAGAGUUUUUGAUUGGUCAAGGAGCACAUGUAGGGGCUGUCAACAGUGAAGGAGAUACACCUUUAGAUAUUGCGGAGGAGGAGGCAAUGGAAGAGCUACUUCAAAAUGAAGUUAAUCGGCAAGGGGUUGAUAUAGAAGCAGCUCGAAAGGAAGAAGAACGGAUCAUGCUUAGAGAUGCCAGGCAGUGGCUAAAUAGUGGUCAUAUAAAUGAUGUCCGGCAUGCAAAAUCUGGAGGUACAGCACUUCACGUUGCAGCUGCUAAAGGCUAUACGGAAGUUUUAAAACUUUUAAUACAGGCAGGCUAUGAUGUUAAUAUUAAAGACUAUGAUGGCUGGACACCUCUUCAUGCUGCAGCUCAUUGGGGUAAAGAAGAAGCAUGUCGAAUUUUAGUGGACAAUCUGUGUGAUAUGGAGAUGGUCAACAAAGUGGGCCAAACAGCCUUUGAUGUAGCAGAUGAAGACAUUUUAGGAUAUUUAGAAGAGUUGCAAAAGAAACAAAAUCUGCUCCAUAGUGAAAAACGGGACAAGAAAUCUCCACUAAUUGAAUCAACAGCAAAUAUGGACAAUAAUCAGUCACAGAAGACCUUUAAAAACAAAGAGACGUUGAUUAUUGAACCAGAGAAAAAUGCAUCCCGUAUUGAAUCUCUGGAACAAGAAAAGGUUGAUGAAGAAGAAGAAGGAAAGAAGGAUGAGUCUAGCUGCUCUAGUGAAGAAGAUGAGGAAGAUGACUCGGAAUCAGAAGCUGAAACAGAUAAGACAAAACCCCUGGCUUCUGUAACUAAUGCCAACACUUCUAGUACACAAGCAGCUCCUGUAGCUGUUACAACACCUACUGUGUCAUCAGGUCAAGCAACACCUACAUCACCUAUUAAAAAGUUUCCAACCACAGCUACAAAAAUUUCUCCCAAAGAAGAAGAGAGAAAAGAUGAGUCUCCUGCAACUUGGAGGUUAGGACUUAGAAAGACGGGCAGCUAUGGUGCACUUGCUGAAAUCACAGCAUCUAAAGAGGGUCAGAAAGAAAAAGAUACUGCAGGUGUUACACGUUCAGCUUCAAGUCCCAGACUUUCCUCCUCUUUGGAUAAUAAAGAAAAGGAGAAAGAUAGUAAAGGAACUAGGCUUGCAUAUGUUGCACCUACAAUACCAAGACGACUAGCCAGUACAUCUGACAUUGAAGAGAAAGAAAACAGAGAUUCUUCAAGUUUGCGAACAAGUAGUUCAUAUACAAGGAGAAAAUGGGAAGAUGAUCUUAAAAAAAAUAGCUCAGUUAAUGAAGGAUCAACGUAUCAUAAAAGUUGCUCCUUUGGUAGAAGACAAGAUGAUUUGAUUAGUUCUAGUGUUCCAAGCACCACAUCAACACCAACAGUUACCUCUGCAGCUGGGCUUCAGAAAAGCCUGCUUUCCAGCACAAGCACUACUACAAAGAUUACAACGGGUUCUUCCUCAGCAGGCACACAAAGCAGUACCUCAAAUCGUUUGUGGGCUGAGGAUAGUACUGAGAAAGAAAAGGACAGUGUUCCUACGGCAGUGACCAUUCCUGUUGCUCCAACUGUUGUAAAUGCUGCAGCUUCUACCACAACCCUGACUACAACUACUGCUGGCACUGUCUCCUCCACAACAGAGGUCAGGGAGAGACGCAGAUCAUACCUCACUCCUGUUAGGGAUGAAGAGUCUGAAUCCCAAAGAAAAGCAAGAUCUAGACAAGCAAGACAAUCUAGAAGAUCAACACAGGGAGUGACAUUAACUGAUCUUCAAGAAGCUGAGAAAACAAUAGGAAGAAGUCGUUCUACCCGAACCAGAGAACAAGAAAAUGAAGAAAAAGAAAAAGAGGAAAAAGAGAAACAAGAUAAAGAGAAACAAGAAGAAAAGAAGGAGUCAGAAACAUCUAGAGAAGAUGAAUAUAAACAAAAGUACUCCAGAACGUAUGAUGAGACUUACCAGCGUUAUAGGCCAGUAUCAACUUCAAGUUCAACCACUCCAUCCUCUUCACUUUCUACUAUGAGCAGUUCACUGUAUGCUUCAAGUCAACUAAACAGGCCAAAUAGUCUUGUAGGCAUAACUUCUGCUUACUCCAGAGGAAUAACAAAAGAAAAUGAAAGAGAGGGAGAAAAAAGAGAAGAGGAGAAAGAAGGAGAAGAUAAAUCACAACCUAAAUCAAUCAGAGAACGACGACGACCAAGAGAGAAAAGAAGAUCUACAGGAGUUUCAUUUUGGACACAAGAUAGUGAUGAAAAUGAACAAGAACAACAAUCAGACACAGAAGAGGGAUCCAAUAAGAAAGAAACUCAGACGGAUUCCAUUUCUAGAUAUGAAACCAGUUCUACAUCAGCUGGUGAUCGAUAUGAUUCCUUGCUGGGUCGCUCUGGAUCAUACAGUUACUUAGAAGAAAGAAAACCUUACAGCAGCAGGCUAGAAAAGGAUGACUCAACUGACUUUAAAAAGCUUUAUGAACAAAUUCUAGCUGAAAAUGAAAAGCUGAAGGCACAGCUACAUGAUACAAAUAUGGAACUAACAGAUCUUAAAUUACAGUUGGAAAAGGCCACCCAGAGACAAGAAAGAUUUGCUGAUAGAUCACUGUUGGAAAUGGAAAAAAGGGAACGAAGAGCUCUAGAAAGAAGAAUAUCUGAAAUGGAAGAAGAGCUCAAAAUGUUACCAGACCUAAAAGCAGACAACCAGAGGCUAAAGGAUGAAAAUGGGGCCUUGAUCAGAGUUAUAAGCAAACUUUCCAAAUAAAAAAAAAAAAAGCAGCAAGUAAUGGAAUUGCACAUAUUAGUAACCCAGUGGACCAUAAUUGGCAGUCACUGGAAGUCUGGGAAGAAUCCUUGGAGACUGUCAUUUUCGGAUAUCCUGCCAAAUGCCCUCUUAUCUAGAAUUUUUGUUUCAUUUUGUUUAAUUUUCUGGGGUGUUUUUGUUGUUGUUGGUUUGUUUUUUGUUUUUUUUUUUUAAUCAAGACCAUUGUUUCAUGUUAAUGCAGCUGCUGAGAAGAUUUUUUUUUAAUGACUGAGAAAACUUGUUUACAGCUCCAGCAUAUAAGGAAAGUGUUCAAGGCCAGAUAUGCCUCAGAUAUUUAACCAGUAAGCCUUAGUUGUACAUAAAUACUUUUGUGUCAACAAAAACUUUCAGCUCUCACAGAAGACAGUUACUCAACAUUUUUUGAUGUGCCACAGUUUCGAGUUUUUCGAUAUUUAAAUUUUUUGGCUUUUCAUCUAAGUUUGGGUUUGUAUUUUUUCCUUCUAAACUCUUCAUGUGGCAGAGUCUUCUAUGUUUUCACAGCUUUUUCAUUACAGAAAAGAACACUUGCUCUUCUGUGAUUAUUGUCAUGUAUUAGGCUAAUGCUGUGUUGUCUCCCACCUGGAACUGAAUUGCUUGGUGGAACAUAUGCUUUCACUGUUUGUGCAAUAUGCAUUUAUUUCUUAUAUGAAUGCUUUAAAGUCAUUUGAGGUUAGAUCUUUUAAUUCCUAUUUUCUGCUUCAUUGGUCACUUUUUUUUUAUUGUAGUAUAAGAUGUUAGAUUCUGUAAUCUUCACAUUCAUUUUAGCAGGUACUGAGUGAUGCUGUAUAUACAAAUAAGUGUAUUGUUUUGAUUUUUAGACCACCACAUGGCAUGCUUGACUAUUUCUUAUUUCAAAUGUCUGCUAAUGCAGAGUAGGCUACUCCAUGAUAGUGUUAAAAAACAAAAUUUGCUAACAAUGUGAUAUAAAGACUUUAAAAGUUACACAUUAUGUGGAGCCCUAUCUUUACAAAAGUUUCCUACUGUAAAGUGCUUUUAUUUUCAGUUUUCACUUGAUAGUACUCAACCAUAAUUAAAGUUGCAUAAGAUAAUUGCUUUACAUUUCACAUACCUAUAUUUAUCUGAGUGCUGUCUAAAACUGUUGUGCUAGCCAAAGUAAUGCUAUGAAAUCAUUUGCAGAAUUAACCCGUGAGUUAAUGUUAAAUGCACUGUUAUUGCCAUGUGAAGAGGCAUCGACUUUGAUACCACCAUCAUGUUCAGACCAUUUUAUACAUUUCAGUGGCCUUUUUUUUUUUUUAAGGAAAAAAAAGCGCAAAACCAAGUACAUAGUGACGAUGGCUUUUAUUUGGACAAAUAGCUUUUAUAUUUUCAUUAAACCAUGCAAAAAAUACUACAUCUUUCUGGCACAUAACUGUCUCCUUAACCACUGAACAGUUCAGCCAUUUGAAUAAAUUGUACAUUGUAAAGCUUAUAGUAGCUGAUUGUAUUAUUGAUUGUAUUGUAUACUAUAUUAAAUGUGAAUUUGUACCCCUUCAUUUUAAAAGGUCAUUGUGUUCUACUGCCUAUUUUAGAUUACUUUGGGGUUGGGGAAGGGUGUUUUGGUAAGCAGGAUUUUAAGUCCUCUCUCUCUCGAUUGGUUUUAUGAAGAUAUAAGGUUAUGCUCUUACUACCAAGCUCAGGAUUCUUGAUUUUAAAGGUACAAGGAUAGUUGUGGGAGUUUUAUUUUUGGUUAUAUUUGAACUGUAUGAAUGGUAGGUCUGAAUAUUGAGAAUUUCCAUGGUCUUAUGUGGAGGUAAAAUAUACAGAUAACUGAUCAGUUUGAGUGACUGCAACAUGUUCUGGUUGCACAACAGUUAGGCAUGCUAUGGUUUAUAUUUGUGAAGUUUGGAUGCCUGUGAAGAAUGAUUAAAUACAUGUUUCUAAUAUUUUAGUGUUUUGUAUUUAGGUUAUUUAUUCUUUGUAUCUAAAACUGAACAGCUACUGUGCUAUAUUGAUUUUAUUGGUAGUAUUGAGCAGACCUUGUUUCUGCAUGAAACUAGUUGCAAAACCCACUAUUUUGGAAAUAAAAAUGUAUUUUGACAUAUACAAAUAAAAUGAAUAAAACUAUUUUAAAUGUGUGAACUUUUAAUGAAGACAUUUUAAAUUUUGUUCUGAGAUAUUUAAAUUCUGCAUGGGUAUUUUUUCACUAAUUGCUUUACUUGGAUACCAAUUUGAAUAAUUUCUGAAAUUGUAAUAUUGUGAUAAUUUGCACAGCAUUGUACAUGCACAUCUGUAAAUGCAAUCUUAAUUGCCAUAUUUAUGCAAUCUGUGUACCAAUUUGGACAAAUGUUUAUAUAUUUUACAUAAAGCUGUCUGUAUGCAGAA
Homo sapiens (human) is the source of this 5620-nucleotide messenger RNA. RefSeq names its product protein phosphatase 1 regulatory subunit 12A (gene PPP1R12A). The transcript is spliced from 25 exons. The record is from RefSeq and is marked reviewed. Gene Ontology annotation, molecular function: protein kinase binding; phosphatase regulator activity. The coding region runs from base 167 to 3259 and encodes 1030 amino acids. Lineage: Eukaryota; Metazoa; Chordata; Mammalia; Primates; Hominidae. Gene Ontology annotation, cellular component: stress fiber; Z disc; A band. Gene Ontology annotation, biological process: signal transduction.